GGGGCCAUGCUGCGGUGGGGGCGCGCGCUGCGCGCGCCGGGACUGGGGGGCCUGUGGGGGAGACCCCCGGGACUGGGGGGGACCCCGGGGGGAACCCCGGAACCGGGGGAGAUCCCGGCAGGGGUCCCGGGCCGCCCCCUCCGCACCGCGGCUCCUCUCAGCUCCGAUUUCUUCCGCGAGCUGGGGCAGACCCUGGAGCGCAUGGGACAGACGCUGAGGGAUCAGCUGCCAUCCUCGGGAAGGCAUCCCAUUCCGCUGGGGACCCACCCCGGACCCCGGCCCCCCGACGAGGCCGAUGUGGUGGUGGUGGGGGGCGGCGUGGUGGGCUGGUCCGUGGCGUACUGGCUGAAGGUGCUGGAGGGCCGGCGGCGGCAGCACGGAAUGAAGGUGCUCGUGGUGGAGCGGGACCCCAUGUAUUCCAGAGCCUCCACGGUGCUGUCGGCGGGGGGGAUCCGGCAGCAGUUUUCCCUCCGGGAAAAUAUCCAAAUGUCCCGUUUCUCUGCCAGCUUCCUCCGUGACAUCAAUGAGCACCUUGGGGUGCCGAAUGAGCCCCCCAUCGAUAUCCAGUUCCAGCCCUCUGGAUACCUUUUCCUCGCAUCCCCCCAGAACGCUGCUGCCCUGGAGGCCACCGUCCAGUUGCAGAGGGAUGAAGGGGCGAAGGUGACCUUGCUGUCCCCCACCCAGCUGAAGGCGAAAUUCCCCUGGAUAAACACAGAGGAUGUGGCUGUGGCGUCCUAUGGUCUGGAAGAUGAAGGCUGGUUCGACCCCUGGACCCUCCUCAACGCUUUCCGGCGUAAAGCCAUAUCCUUGGGAGUCCAGAGCUGCUCCGGGGAGGUGCGAGCUUUUGUCACCUCGGCCAACCACAUGAUGCCACCAGCACCGUCGUCUGCACGCAUCAGAUACGUCCACGUCUACAUGCCAGACAGCCUGGAAUACCAGCCAGUGGCCUGUGCCAUCGUGGUCAAUGCCGCGGGCGCCUGGGCUGGGAAGCUGCUGGAGGUGGACGGGCUGCCCAGGGGGCUGUGCCAGCCCCCACUGCCCAUCCAGCCCAGGAAGAGGUAUGUGUUCACCUGGCACUGCCCCAAUGGCCCUGGCCUCUCCUGCCCCUUCCUCAUCGACACCUCUGGUGCUUAUUUCCGUCGGGAUGGCUUCGCUGGGAAUUACCUGGGCGGGAUGAGCCCCACCGAGGAGGAAGAGCCGGAUCCCAGCGAUCUCUCGGUGGAUCACGAUUAUUUCCAGGAGCAGGUCUGGCCCCGGCUGGCUCGGCGUGUCCCAGCUUUUGAAUCCCUGCGGGUCCGGGGGUCUUGGGCAGGAUACUACGACUACAACACCUUCGACCGGAAUGGGGUGCUGGGCCCGCACCCCCGGCUGGAAAACAUGUUUUUAGCCGCGGGUUUCAGUGGCCACGGGCUCCAACACGCGCCGGCCGCCGGCAGAGCCGUGGCUGAGCUGGUGAUCAAGGGCCGCUAUGAGACCCUGGAUCUGCGGAGGCUGGGAUGGGACAGGCUGGUGGAUGGGGAGCCGCUGGAGGAGCACGGCGUGGUUUGAUGGGGGCGGGGAGGGGGGAAACUGAGGCACAGCCGUGGAACCCCUCCCCAGGCCAGAGGUUGUGUCCUGUAGGAAUAAAAUGGAUGGAUGGAUGGAUGAUGAGUGUG
This is a messenger RNA of Poecile atricapillus (Black-capped chickadee), 1655 nucleotides long. It is a transcript of the gene FOXRED1, whose product is annotated as FAD dependent oxidoreductase domain containing 1. The coding region runs from base 7 to 1548 and encodes 513 amino acids. The record is from RefSeq and is a predicted model, not a curated record. NCBI's taxonomy places the organism in Eukaryota, Metazoa, Chordata, Aves, Passeriformes, Paridae. Gene Ontology annotation, molecular function: oxidoreductase activity. The transcript is spliced from 10 exons. Gene Ontology annotation, cellular component: cytoplasm.